Molecule: messenger RNA, 3628 nt
Organism: Neodiprion virginianus
Lineage: Eukaryota; Metazoa; Arthropoda; Insecta; Hymenoptera; Diprionidae
Gene: slmb
Product: beta-TrCP
Exons: 9
Coding region: 168-1751 (527 amino acids)
Molecular function (GO): protein dimerization activity
Source: RefSeq, a predicted model, not a curated record
ACUUCCUGUGUAUGGCGAACACCCGAGCAGCGUUGUCCGCGGCUGCGAGUAGUCCAAGAGUGUUGUCGAGUGGGUGUUAAACGUUCGCAGAGCCGUAUUGAAUCCGUUCAAUGUUAAAUCGUGAGUUAUAGGUAAUUAGUUUAUCGAGGAUACAGUGUGAACAGAUAAUGAUUAACAUGGAAACGGACAAAGUAAUCGAGGACCCGAACACGUAUAGUCAGUUUCCAAUGACGAUACUCUACGAUCCAGCUCGCAAGAAAGAACCGCCGACUGGUGUUUCUGCUCAGUAUACCCAGGAGCGGGAAACUUGUAUGAAAUUAUUUGAGAGAUGGAGCGAACCGGAGCAAGUGCAUUUUGUCGAGCAGCUGCUAGCAAGAAUGUGCCACUAUCAACACGGCCAUAUAAACGCCUACCUAAAGCCGAUGCUACAGAGAGACUUCAUAUCCCUUCUACCGAAGAAAGGCCUGGACCAUGUAGCUGAGAGCAUUCUAUCGUACUUGGAUGCAGACUCUUUGUGCGCUGCGGAAAUGGUCUGCAAGGAAUGGUACAGAGUAAUAAGCGAAGGGAUGCUGUGGAAGAAGCUGAUCGAGCGAAAAGUUAGGACCGACUCGCUGUGGAGAGGCUUGGCUGAAAGGAGAGGCUGGAUCCAGUAUUUAUUCAAGCCAAGGCCGGGAGAAAGUCAUCCGAAUCAUGCAUUCUACAGAACUCUAUUUCCGAAAAUAAUCAAGGACAUAGACAGCAUAGAAAACAAUUGGCGGAUGGGUAGGCACAAUCUGCAGAGAAUAAAUUGUCGCAGUGAGAAUUCGAAGGGUGUCUAUUGCCUGCAGUAUGACGACCAGAAAAUCGUAUCAGGUUUGAGAGACAACACGAUAAAAAUAUGGGACCGGAACACACUACAGUGCAUCAAGGUUCUCACAGGGCAUACGGGAUCGGUUCUUUGUCUCCAGUAUGACGACAAAGCUAUCAUAUCUGGAUCGUCGGAUAGCACUGUUAGAGUAUGGGAUGCCAAUACAGGGGAAAUGCUCAACACACUUAUUCAUCACUGCGAAGCCGUUCUACACUUACGCUUCAACAACGGAAUGAUGGUCACAUGUUCAAAGGACCGAUCGAUCGCAGUGUGGGACAUGACUUCGCAAACGGAAAUAACAUUGCGCCGUGUAUUAGUGGGUCACAGAGCAGCUGUAAAUGUUGUAGAUUUUGAUGAGAAGUACAUAGUGUCGGCGAGUGGCGAUAGAACUAUUAAAGUGUGGAACACGUCCACCUGUGAGUUUGUGCGAACAUUAAUUGGACACAAACGGGGUAUAGCGUGUUUGCAAUAUAGGGAUCGCCUAGUAGUCAGUGGUAGCAGCGAUAACACGAUUAGACUAUGGGACAUUGAGUGUGGUGCGUGUUUAAGAGUUCUCGAGGGUCAUGAGGAGCUGGUACGAUGUAUCAGGUUCGACAGUAAACGGAUCGUCAGUGGGGCUUAUGACGGAAAAAUCAAAGUCUGGGAUCUCGUCUCAGCUCUCGACCCCCGAGCACCAGCAAGUACCCUCUGCUUGCGUACUUUGGUGGAGCACACCGGACGCGUUUUCCGCCUUCAGUUUGACGAGUUCCAGAUUGUUUCGUCAUCUCAUGACGAUACCAUCCUCAUUUGGGACUUCCUUAACUUCAGCCCUCCGGAAGGGACACCGGCCAAUGCCAACACAUCGAUCAAUACGUCAUUGGCUAAUCAAUCUAGUACCACCAGAUCUCCCUCACCAUUUGAGUGACGCAUCUGCAAGCAGAUUCCUUUAUUGUGAUAUGACUACACGUGGUUAGUGAGUGAAUUUAAUGUGUUCACAAUAGUACAUGCGGAGAAUGAAGAUCCAGUGUUAAAUAUGACCAGAGCCUAAACAGACAAGACUUCUCUAAAAGACUCAGCGCUAAUGACUUUUGUGUUUAUCAUUUGCCGUGAAAAGCAAAGAAAUUCUAUAUAUAACGUGAAACGAGGAACGUGGAUGAAAUGAAAACAAAAACAAAAGCAAAAAAAAAAAACAAAAAAAAAAGUAAAGUAAUGAUGGUACCGACUGCUAUGCUAUGAAUUCAUUUAUACGUGCUCCGCACACUGUAGUAUAGUAUGUACUAGGAAACGAUACGAUUAAGGUAUUAUAAUUAACGUUUAUACAUCCCAUGGAUGUACACGAAUAUUGUCUGGUUUCGGCGAAUACCUGGAAUUCUUCUACGCUCUAUGUCACGAUAGAAGAUGACCAUUUUCCUAUUAAUGAAAAAGAAGAAGAAGAUGAAGCUGGAGGAGGAGGAGGAGGAGGCAGAGAAGAAGAAGAAGAGAGCGCUGAAGAUGAAAGAAAAGACUUGAAAUACGCGACAAAGUUAGAGCGCUUUUAGGGAAGCUGGAUAUACCUAAUAGGCAAAAAGAAAAAAAAAAAAGAAAAAAAGAAAAAAAUAGAUGUAUUAUAAUAAAUUAAAUUUUUUUUUUUUUAUGUAAUUAAUUUAUAGGUGAGGAAAUCGCAGAAUAUCGUUUGAUCAGAGUACUUAUUCGGUGUGCAUGGAAUUUAAUUUGAGAAAGAAUUAUUAUUGUAGUUUAUUAUAUACUUAUUUUAGUGUCUUUUGCGAUUAGCUAAACUGUAUUUGCUAUUUAUUUAGCAAAAUAGGUACCUACACUGACACCCCCAUUGAUCUCAUUCGAAAUUAACUGGAUUAUAAAAAAGAUGAGAACAAAAGAAACCAUUACCAUAUAGCCAUUGCCACAUCACAAAGCCAGUUAUAUUUAAGGUUUCCCUACAAUGGAAAUUGAUCCAACCAUCUUUGUGUGAUUUUACUCUACGUCAUUUGAUAAUAUAAUGUACGAAUAUAUAGAAUACAAUAUAUUCAUUGGCAUAUUGUAUUGACGGCAAUGUGUCCCCAACUCUCGGCACUGUAGUCCGACCAAUAGAUAAGUAUCGGUUUAUAGUUUUUUUUUUUUUUUUUUGAAGGAAAAGAGAAUAAAAAAAAACCAUCGAAACAGGUGUCAGUCUCUAAUUCUUAGUAUCCAAUUAAUUUGUGUAUCAAAGGCAAUUAUAUAAUAGUUACAAGGAUCCAAGUGUAUAUAAUGAUUAAUAAUGACAAUCUUCUUUUCUAGUAUGAAAUUUUUUUUGCGUUAUCACAUAUCAGAAACUUACUACAUUAUUAUUGACAUAAUGAAGAUUGACUUUACGUCGUACCAAGUUGCAAUUUUGUGUUCGCCAUACUAUCUUCAUCGGAUAAGUGAAAACUUUUUUUUUUUCAAGCAGUAAAAUAAUAUUACAAAAAAAAAAGAUUAAAAAUUAUGUUAAUCGUCAAAUAAGGUCGAGGCUUCGUUUUUGAAAAUGAUUCAAAGAUGGUUGAUACACAUUCCUUUUGUGAAACGAUUCUAGAUUAUAUCUGCAAUAAACAAUAACGAUGACCGAAAUUUUUACAUAUACAUAUUAUAUAGUUAUUAAAAAGUAUCCUAAUACAUUUAAAUACAAUGUCCUAUCCAGUUAAUCAGUGUAACAUAAUGAAGUUCAUAAGAUCGACGAUUUGAAACAAUUUUGUAUGAAAGAUUUUCAAUCCUACAGAUCAGUAAUCAAUUCGACGAAUCGCAAAUUGUUCUAAAACAAUAAAUAAAUUAUCACGAUACCUGUUAAAACCA